AUGUGUCGCUAUGAGGUUCUCUCUCACACCGGCGUGAGCAGCUGCGGCCAUAUCUACAUCAAGAGCAUUGAGAAAUGCGAUGAUGCUUGGAAGCGUCCUAACAAUGAGCCCUGCGAGGAUCCCAAGCAAAAUAGACUCCCUGAGAAAGGUAUCUGCGGUCGCUUGAAGGCUCUCUUCAAGCCGGGGUACAAGGCAUUGCCAGGAUUUUGCCCCCAGUGCCUGGCAGAUGGAGCUCCCAACAUCAUCGUUCCACGCUGGUCCAGUUUUCUUUACUAG
Messenger RNA from Penicillium macrosclerotiorum, 276 nucleotides. RefSeq lists its product as uncharacterized. The record is from RefSeq and is a predicted model, not a curated record. The transcript has a single exon. Bases 1 to 276 code for a protein of 91 amino acids. NCBI's taxonomy places the organism in Eukaryota, Fungi, Ascomycota, Eurotiomycetes, Eurotiales, Aspergillaceae.